Hydatigera taeniaeformis is the source of this 993-nucleotide messenger RNA. The record is from the annotation of a GenBank genome assembly. NCBI's taxonomy places the organism in Eukaryota, Metazoa, Platyhelminthes, Cestoda, Cyclophyllidea, Taeniidae.
AUGGCAGAAGUGGAGGAGAAGGGCUCCUCUUUUGAAGCCCUUCUAGACUCUUGCACCAUUCUCCUCAGGCCACGAAAACGGGACAAGAAAAAUGUUGAUGACAUAUUUAAUACCCUAGGAGAUCUGUUUAAGCUUGUUGUCGAAGAGAAACCUGUUCUCGAUAGCAGCAUCUGUGUCAUCAAUUCAUAUUGUACAAAUGUGAUUUCGGACGGACAGCAUAAUCUCCCUGCUCUAAAGGACUUAAUCUGUAUGACACUCUUUGAAAUAGAUGGCGUUUCUUGUGAUUCACUUCCGCUUGGACCGCUGGCCUCCAAACUCAUAGACUACAACUUUCUAUCAAAGCUGGUCUCGUGGAGUGCUACUGGAGAAUUCGUUCCGAGCAAUAUAAAAUACUUUGCCCUGCAAAAUCUACUGCUUAAUUUUGAUUUUUUAAUAAGCCAGGCUAAACAAAGUCUUCUCUUUUCGACCUCCAUCCUCCAGCCUCUUUUGAGGCUCAUUGUUUCUUGCCGUGAAUUCUCUGAACACCUGUCAGAAUAUUUGAGUCGACUACUUUACACGCUAUCCGUGCUGCUAUGCCGGGAUCCAAUCCUUUUGGAAUUCUCCAAGCAGGUGUCGCAUGAUGUAACGCGGGACGAAUAUUUCAUUUUCUCUCAACUCGUCCCAUUGCUUCAUUUGCACGGACCCUCGGGUACCAAUGCACAAGAUGCCCUUCUCCUCAUUCUCGCUCUUUCGGAUCGUGAUGCCGAGGUGGCUAAUUAUCUCACCUUGAGGUCUGAUAUCUGUCCCGUCUUGGCGACAGGUUUGAGUGGACACUACUCCUGUCUUCCCAAGCGCAUCGUUUCUGAUGCUUCUGAUGGUGAACGGUCUUCUAAAGCUCUUCGCAUGCAUAGUGCUGAUUGGCACCGAAUCUCCCGAUCUGAGUGGUCCAAAUGUGAACCUCUUGUUCGAUUCCUCCAAACUCUUGAUUUCUGCAACUUAGCUAUUCGUGUAUGA